GUGAAUUGACAAUAUUUUUGGAUUAAUGAAGGAUUAAUGGAAUGGAUUUGGAAUUUAAUUUUCAGAGUUGUACUGUUAUUUCGGGGUCUGCUGUAGGAAUGUUGAAAGACCAAACAAAUGUUUAUUUUUAGAAAAUUUAUUUCCUCAAGUGGGUUUCUGUUCUGGUCAAAUAACAUGUGAAUUGUGAAAUGACUACCCGGAAUCCUACAACUUUAAUGGCAAUACCAAACGAAGAAUCUUUUGAUUUCCUUUUCAAGAUUGUUUUAAUUGGGGAUUGUGGCACUGGCAAGACUUGUGUGGUGCAGCGCUUCAAAAACGGAACAUUUAUAGAAAGACAUGCAAAUACCAUAGGCGUCGAUUUUUCAAUGAAAACUGUAGUAGUGGACAAUAAAAAAGUCAAAUUACAGAUUUGGGAUACUGCAGGUCAAGAAAGAUUUAGGACUAUAACCCAAAGCUAUUAUAGAUCUGCCAAUGGUGUGAUUAUAGUUUAUGAUAUAACAAAAAGAUCAUCAUUCUUAUCUGUUACUAGAUGGGUUGAAGAAGUUAGACGUUACUCAGGAAAUUCUGUUCUACUAGCUUUGGUUGGCAAUAAGGCUGACCUAGAGACAUUGAGAGAAGUGGAAUUUGAAGAAGCUGAAGCCAUGUGUCAAUAUAUGCCAGAGGUGCUCUUUGUUUUGGAAGCUAGUGCUAAAUCAAAUGCAAAUAUUGAGGAAGCUUUUAUAUACCUUGCCACUGAAUUAAAGAGGAGACAUGAUCAUGGGCUGUUGAAUCAAGACAGUGAAGAAGAGACUGUUAAACUUGGGGAGAGUAGAAACAUUUCAAGAUGUUCCAGUUGUUCUAAGGGUGUUUUUUAACUUGUGAUUCAUCUACUGGUGUGCCUUAUUUAUACUCAACCAUAUUUAUUUUUCAAAAAACAAAUUUUAUGAUCUGAUCAGGAUAUUAUUCUUAUUGGUUGGAUUGAUUGUUAAAUGAAUAGAUUCUUUGUUGAAACUUCAGUUGGAACAUAAAAGACAAGCCAACCAUGACAAGCUAACCAAAUUAGCUUACUUGAUUACUCAUUUUUACAGUGGUUUUCAUCAAUCAAACUUGAAUUCAUUCAUAAUAGUGGAAGAAAUUAUUGAGAAAUAUUUGCAUAUUGAUGCAAUAAAUAAUUGAGUUGUUGAAAUAUUCAAAUACUCCAAAUACUUUGAUAUUAAAGUGUUUGGUAUUUUAUUCAUGAAUAUCAUUGAAACAAAAAUUUGAGUUGAUAUUGAAAGUGAUAGCUGGCUAAUUUUUUGAAUAUGAGUAUUAUUGAUAUUGUUGAACAAGAAAUUUUUAGAUGUAAGGUGAUGUAAUGAUAAAAUAUUUAUUAAUCAAGACAAACUCAUUUCAUUAUAAAUUAUAUAUUACAUAACAUUAGAGCUAUACAAAACCUAAAUUGUAGUGACAUAUAAUAUCUACAAAAUUAAAUAUACUUAUAUAAAGUUUCAACUAUUU
Molecule: messenger RNA, 1476 nt
Organism: Phaedon cochleariae (mustard beetle)
Lineage: Eukaryota; Metazoa; Arthropoda; Insecta; Coleoptera; Chrysomelidae
Source: the annotation of a GenBank genome assembly